Musa acuminata subsp. malaccensis (wild Malaysian banana) is the source of this 1882-nucleotide messenger RNA. The record is from RefSeq and is a predicted model, not a curated record. Lineage: Eukaryota; Viridiplantae; Streptophyta; Magnoliopsida; Zingiberales; Musaceae.
AGAGAGAGAGAGAGAGAGAGAGAGAGAGAGAGCUGACAGUCAAGCUUGCUUCUUGUUCGAUCUUGAUGACAGCAAUCUGUCAUUUGUUGUGGGCUAUUGUUUUCAUUCAAGCCUUCUGCUUCAACAGCUAGUUGAGGGCGUUAUGCUUGUCUUGUCGUUGAAGCCUCGUGGAAUAUGGGGGGACAGUAAUCCUGCAAACAGAGAGCUUUCGGUCUCUAGAAUAACGUCCGCGGCUUGCUUGCCUUCGCUUUCAGGAUUCUUGUGGAUCAAGAAUGAGUGAAUGAGUUGUUCCGGUGAUCAAAGAUCUAAUCUUUCUCGGGAAUUCCAGUCGUUCUUGUAGUGGUCUGCGAUGAAUCUCCAGACGAAUGAUCUCCAUGACCUCUGUUUUGGAUCAUUGGGCAAUGCUCCGUUUGAGGCUCUCGACCUUUCUUACAAGGCGCCCGCUUUCUUGGGGUGUUGUUUUCCUGUGGCAAGGAAUCCCUUCUCUUCUCAUACACCGAGGCGAGGUUUCAUGCCGCCUGAUCUGCCCACUCCUGGUUCGAGCUGUGUUGGAUCGUCUCCUGCCGCCUUCUAUGCUGCUGAGCAAAUGAUGGGCUUGCCUCUGCUCGACUACCGAUCCGUCUCUAAACCGACAAGGACUUCCUCGGAAGCUUGGUCGUCGAACAAGCCCGCAGCGUCAGCGUCAUUCUUCGAGCAAGACGGUAUUAGUUGUCGGUCAAGGGAUGAUGCUUUGGACUCUGUCUUGAAUCUUCGGAUGCUGCAAAGCAGAGUUCCAAGCUCCAGAGAUGAUUUCAGUAAUUUUCUACGUGAAGAUCCCCAGCCUCAUCCGGGGAGCAGACAGGCAGGUUGGAGUGCCGCCAGUCCACCUCUUGUCAUUCAUGAUCCCUCUGUCGGAUGCGGUCCAUCAAGCUCCUCGACGGAAAAGCAGAACUCUCAGCUUCAGACAGAGAAGCAACUGCCCAAGGCUUUGUCGACUGCUCCCGGCACGGCUCUCUCCAACAAAACGCGAAUAAGGUGGACGCAGGAUCUCCAUGAGCGGUUUGUGGAGUGUGCGAAUCGGCUCGGAGGAGCCGAGAAAGCAACUCCAAAGGGGAUUCUGAAGUUGAUGAAUUCAGCUGGGUUAACCAUAUACCAUGUCAAGAGCCAUUUGCAGAAAUAUAGGAUUGCCAAGCACAUGCCAGAACGAGCAGAAGGCAAGUUUGAAAGAAGAGCUGCUGCCAAUGUUGCAGAACUCGAUCCGAAAAUUGGCAUGCAGUUUACAGAAGCAUUGAGGCUUCAACUAGAUGUCCAAGUGCGUCUUCACGAGCAGCUGGAGAUUCAGAAGAACCUGCAGUUGAGAAUAGAGGCACAGAGUAGGAAGCUGCAGCAGAUGCUUGAAGAGCAAGCCAAAAGCAAUACAAGUCAUGUGCAGACUGAAAACAUGGAUGUCUCGUCUGCAGGAGAUAGUCCUGCAGAAAGUUUCGACGAUGCUCAACUGUUACACCAAGUUUCCAUCGAAGAUUAGUUAGCUUUAAGAUGCAGCACACAGUUCCAUUUCAAGUGUGGACAGGCUCACCAGCUUUGAACAUUCCUCAAGUCAAGUCUCCUAACACGUACUAAAGAUGAAAUUUUUGUCCGAUAAAUUCUUGUUGAAUGGAUGCUUGGUGUAACAUGAUCAAUUUCUUCCAACACUCAAGUGUGUGAAUUCACUUAGCUUUUCCACUGUUUUGGUACAAAAAAGGGAUCCAAGACUUGGAAUUCCAUAUGAUCACACUGUUUGAAUUAAGGAUAGAUGAAUCUUUCUUACAUAUAGAAGAAUGAUGCUGAUAGUGUUCUAAGGUCCUUUAGCUGGUUUUCAUAUAACUUUUGACCAUAAUAAAGGCUCUUAUUUUGUUCUCGCAAA